Culex pipiens pallens (northern house mosquito) is the source of this 1252-nucleotide messenger RNA. RefSeq lists its product as uncharacterized. Lineage: Eukaryota; Metazoa; Arthropoda; Insecta; Diptera; Culicidae. The transcript has 2 exons. The record is from RefSeq and is a predicted model, not a curated record. Bases 398 to 937 code for a protein of 179 amino acids.
CACAGACAAACAGACGUAAAUCUCUUUUUAAUUCCAUCAAUCAGGAAUAUAACGGCUGAUUUGAAUUUAAACUUAGUUCUCGGAUUAUCCACCAGAAUAGGAUGGCGCUGCAAUCAAGGCACACUUUCAAAUGACGUUUAAGCCAAAAGUUUCAGGUAGCGCGCCAAAAGUUUUGUUUUUUUUUUUCUGCUGCUACUUGAGUGUGAGGAUGGACCAGUUUGGAGAAGAUUGAUCGGUGGAAUUUUUGGAUACGGACCCGCCUCCGUGUGUGGAUUCCGCUGAAUGGUCUGUUGAGCAUUUAGAUAAUCCUCAAUCCUUCCCGGCCGAACCGUUAGAAGAAGAGACGCCGGAUUGGUUUGAAAGUUUUAUCACAAAACACGAGCUACAGGAUGAAGAUAUGCCGGAUGCGAACUGCGGAAGUCUACUGCUAGACCGACACGAGCCACUGGACGAAGAAAUGCCGGAAGCUACGAGUAACGAUUCCGGUGUUCUGAACAUCGGAAGAUUCUUAGGCAAUUCCAACAACGAGACGCCGUCCCAUUCAGCUGAUUUUGUUAUUUCAUCCGUCGGCGUUGAUGGUGUACCCCAACUUGACCAGGUGAAUGGGUUAGGCAAUGCAGUGUCCACCGAAAUCGCCUCGCCAACCUCGAGCACGCAAGAGACCGCGAGAAUCUUGACUCCGUCGUGGUCCUCAAAUCCGGCCUUCGUGAAUGACGCGGUAUCCAGCGAUGGUGAUUGCGCUUACCACGAUUUCAGCAACUCGGUAUUGACAACCCGGCCGACCUCGAGAAUGUUGACUCCGUCGUGGCCCUCAAAUCCGUCCCUCAUGGAUGAACCGGUGUCCAGCGAUGGCAAUUGCGCGACCCGGCCGACUUCGAGCACGAGUCUACCAAACAGCGUUUGCCUUCCUAAAUUGCUUGCCGAGAAGGUAGCUUAACCUCACGCCAAGAAAUUUAUUAUUUAAACUCAUGGCCAAUUUGUGGGCAUUGUUCACAAACAGCGCAGUAAUACCCAAACCACCCUCAAACUGGUGCAUCUUUCCAUCAACCUCUGCAGCCUACACGAAUGUUUCCUCGGCAAGAUUUACCUAGUGCAUGGCCGCAAUCGGACGCGGACGUGGACCGUCUGCGUGAGUUAAGAAUUUGAACUUCUUGCAUUCUUCUCACAUAGAGUUAUCUACGCGCGCAUGUAUUGCGUGUACGUACACGAAAAAGAUUGAGGUUAAAUUUUGUACCCGCCAGCAAAACAAAUG